Molecule: messenger RNA, 7928 nt
Organism: Drosophila willistoni
Lineage: Eukaryota; Metazoa; Arthropoda; Insecta; Diptera; Drosophilidae
Gene: Ziz
Product: dedicator of cytokinesis protein 9
Exons: 14
Coding region: 535-7500 (2321 amino acids)
Biological process (GO): small GTPase-mediated signal transduction; positive regulation of GTPase activity
Molecular function (GO): guanyl-nucleotide exchange factor activity
Source: RefSeq, a predicted model, not a curated record
AAACAACAAGCAGCUGUAUUUAAAUUUAAUUAGACGAAUGUUUAGUUAACAAUUUUAUGGGAUGCUGUACAAAGAAACGGGAAAAAUUGAUAAGAACCUGUCACCGACAGACCAAAGGAAUAUACAUAUGUAUGUGCGUGUGUGUGUAUAUAGUGCGUGCGUGUGUGUAUAACAAAAGAAGAUUCUCACGUGUCCUUUGAGCAAAAAAAAAAAAAAUUAUAAGAAAAGUGAAAAGCACAAAAGGAAAAAAGGACUUUUGGCAGAAAAGUGUGAAUAAUCGUGCAGUAAAAGGACGCAGGAUUAGUCAUCGACGGCGGCAAAGCAUCCCGUCCUGCACUUGUAUGCGUACAUACGUAUAUGUAUGUAUGUAUGUAUGUAGGUGUGCGCGUUUGUGUGUUUUGAGCGCGUGUUUGUAUGUGUCUAUUUUUAAAGUGCUGCCGGUUUUUGCACAACAACAACAACUUGUUUCCCAUGCGUAUUUAACCCUUCGUAAACACACACACACUUACACUUCGACACUUAUAAGGGAUAAAAAUGGAGCGUAAAUUUACGCGGGGCUUGAAUAAGCACAGCUCUGCUGUCCAAAUGAGAGAGAGUGUCUCUCAGCUGGUGCGUGAGAGCGCAGUUUUGAUGAAGUCCACUGGCAGCUAUCAAGAGCAACGCAGCUUUUCGACUAUGAGUAAACCUCCAGUGGUGGAGCCAAUAGAUUUUGAGGCAUUUAUAGCCAAAAAUAAAACAGUCAUCCAGAAUGAUCCGCAACGGGAAUUGCUUAUUUAUCCAACUGAUGAUGUUUCGGAGAUCAUUAUGCCUCGCAAGCAACGCACAAAUGUCAAAUCGGUUGCCGAUCGAUUUGAGCCACCCAAUGAGGCGAUUGUUUGUCCCCUACAUGGACCCGCCGCUAACUUGAUGGCCUCCAAUAAUGGACACACACAAGUGAGUCGUCAGGGCAGCAUUCAAUCGAAUGGAAGUCUACAGAAUGGCAGCAUUUCGAAUGGUGGAACCAAUGGGACAAAUGGAACUCCCUCGGGAAAUGGUCAUGGUCAGCUCUCACGCAAGAGUAGCCAAUGCUCGAAUGGUUCAAGCAGUCAAAAACUCUCACAGGAAUCGUCUUAUGAAUCUGCCUUAUCAUCCACCACAUUGCGUUCCCACUUGGCCCAGCCGGAAGAAAUCGAAGAAUUCGCCGAUGAUGAUGCAUGCGGGGAAGAUCAAUUGGAUGGUUAUGUACAGGGUAGCAAAGCAGAAUGCACAAGAUUCACACGACAAGCUCUAUACACCUAUAGAGCCAAGAAUCACUUGAUUCAUUAUAAAUAUAGUGCUUAUGGUGGCAAUUGUCACGAUUUACCAAGCAUCUCGCCUGCUGAGGAACUUCUGGAAGAAGUCUAUGAAAUAGAUGCCGAUCAGGAUCGCAUAGAUGAACAGAUGACACGUUCUCAAGCGGAUAGUAUCACCAAACAGGGCUAUUUACUCAAAGGUCCAGAUUCAGCAGCGGAUCGCAUGUUCGCCAAUAUAGGGAAUAAAUCUUUCAAGCGACGCUACUGUUACUUGCGUCAAGAGAUCGAUGGGACUUACAUGUUAGAGUUGCACAAAGAUGAGAAACAGGGCGAAGCUAAGGCCACCAUUGUGAUGGAUUUCUGCACUGAGGUGGUGCAGAAUCCCAAACGUGGACGUUUUUGCUUUGAGUUGCGCAUGACAGCGGGACAUAAAUCCUUUACAUUGGCCGCUGAGAAUGAGCAAGACUUUAAGGAUUGGCUAAGUAAAUUAUCCUCGGUUUUGGCCCAAAAUAAGGCUCAGGAGGAGAAGAGAAAUGCAUCACUGGAACGUCAACCCCAGACACAACCUCCAAGCGCCAACACGAGCAUAGAACCAAUUACUUUUGGCACUCUCAAGGGUUUGGACCAAUCAUUGCAUCCACAGUUGAUGAAAUAUGGCCGGGAGACAGAUCAUUCCAUAGCUCUGGCUAGAAGAGAGCAACGUCGUCGUCUUUUUGCCUGCUAUCAGAGUCCUGUGAAAGCAAGUCCCGGCGAGAAUCUAGAGCAAUAUCGUGAACACUUUGGCACGAGAAUCCUGCUUAGUUGUCAUAGCCUAAAAUUUCGCUUACAGUGUCUGCCAACAGACUCUGUACCAGAUGGAGCUACCGGGGAACAGCUGUGCCAAGUUGAGCCCUAUAUAACCAGUCUUGCACUGUACGAUGCCAAAGCAGGGCGUAAAAUAAGUGAAAAUUUCUACUUUAAUAUUAAUGAUCCGGCUGCGGGUCAACUUCUGCCCAAUACUCCAGUGCCAGCCUCAGUAGCGGGGUGUGGAGUGCCAAGGAAAUCAUCGACAGAAGGCGACGAGAGACGUGCCGCCGCGUCAUCACAAUCUCCUCAUUCCCUUUUCGAUGGUGUCUCCUCGGAUCUGUUGCGUUGCCCACGCUCCCAACUUCAGAAAUUGCAUCAAUGCUUGCUCUCCAUAAGUGCGCCGCAUUCGGAUAUCUUUUUGGUUCUCAGAAUAGAGAAAAUCCUGCAGUGCAGCAUACAGCAGGCAGCAGAACCUUAUGUUAAAGCAGCUCGUGAUUCAAAACUGGGACAAAAGUGCCAUAAAGCUGCGAAGAAUUGUGCCCAGCAUAUUGGACACUAUCGUCAGCCAUUCGCCUGGGCAGCUCGUGCCCUGUUCAAGCCCUACAGUCACGAACUGGAUGUGGAACCACAUAAGGAAUUUGAAUUCUCUACCAUUUACCGUCAAGAGUUGCCUAAACUGCGGGACGAUGAAUUGUUGAAGCUUUUGCUUGACUAUCGCAAGCCGGAGAAGUUUAGUAAAUUCACCGUUAUACCUGGUUUAAUGAAGAUGCAAAUCCAAUUGGUGGAUCAGUCGCCUGUGCCGUGUAGUCUUAGUAAGUCAUUGAAUCCUCUGGCCAAUUUUAAUCCUGCCUCAAAGCAAAGUCUCACACUGGAAUUGGCUGAAUUCCAAACACAAAACGAACGUGAAGCCUAUCCCUAUACGAGUUUCUGUAAUCAUCUCUAUGUCUAUCCAUUGAGUUUGCAAUUCGAUAGUCAAAAAUUGUUCUCGAGAGCCAGAAAUAUAACCGUCGUAGUGGAGUUACGUGAUGGCGAUGGCGAGUACAGUAAACCCUUGAAGUGCAUCUACGGUCGGCCCGGACAAGAUUUGCUCGUCUCGCAAAUUGCCUGCCCUGUGCUGCAUCACAAUGUCUCACCCACUUGGUAUGAGGAAAUCAAAUUGCGUCUGCCUUUGGGUCUAUUUCCGGAGCAUCAUUUGCUCUUCUCCUUCUAUCAUGUUUCGUGUAAUUUGAGCAAGAAACGCGACAGUCAUGCGGCGUUCGAGACACCCAUUGGCUAUGCCUGGUUGCCAUUGCUGCAAAAGAAUCGCGUCUGCCUGGAGGAGCAACAGUUGCCAGUGGCGGCCACUUUGCCAGUGGGUUAUCUAUCUAUUCAGCCCUUGGGCUGGGGCAAAGGGCAGAAUUGCGGACCGGAUAUACAAUGGAUCGAUAAUCAGAGACCUCUGUAUCUGGUGGCCCUGCGAUUAGACUCCACGGUACUGACAGCGGAUCAACAUUUGCACAAUUUCUUUGCCCAUUGUGAACGUCUGUUGGAGGGCGGCAAGACUGGAGCUUUGCCCGCCGAAACGGAAACCUGCAAAAUCCUAAAGGCCACCCAUGCCAUUGACAUGAAAUCUUUGAUUAACUAUCUUCCCACGCUACUGAAUGAGCUAUUUACGCUAUUGGUGCAUACCCAAUCCGAGGAGAUUGGCCAAAAUGUCAUACGUCUGUUGACCAACAUUAUCCAUUUGAUUACGGAUCAGGCCAAGAGAACCGAUUUGCUUAUGUCGUAUGUUAAAUAUGUAUUCCAUGCCCCCUAUUAUAGUCAACAGACGGCCAGAAUGCGUACGGUUCAUGGUGAAUUGUGUCGCCAUUUGCCAUAUCUUUUGAAUCCCAACAAUACGGAUUUCCUGAUUGUCAACAAAUUCAUGCGCUAUUCGUCGAUAUUUUUUGAUUUGAUUGUGAAGAGCAUGGCGCAGCAUUUGUUGGCCACGGGACGGAUACGUAUGCUGCGAAACGAACGCUUUCCCAAGGAAUACUCCGAUCGGGUGGAGCAAUUGAUUAAGGUACUGAUACCCUAUAUAAUCACACGAUAUGAGGAUCUGGGCGAGGAGACGCAACAAUUGAACAAGUCAUUGGCUCGUUUUGUGCGUCAAUGUUUGACUUAUAUGGAUCGAGGAUUUAUAUUCAAACUCAUACGCUGCUACAUGGAUGAGUUCUCGCCUGGAAAUCCUAGGAUUCUGCAUGAAUAUAAAUUCAAUUUCCUGAAAGAGAUUUGCCAGCAUGAGCACUAUGUUCCAUUGAAUCUUCCGUUUAUAUUGAAUCCAAAGAAUCGUCCACCCGAAAUGAUGCAACAUUUCACAUUGUCGGAACAGUUUUGCCGCCAGCACUUCCUGUCGGGCUUACUGCUGCAAGAGCUGAAGAGCAGCCUCAAUGAGGUGGGACACGUUAGACGCCAUGCCUUGGCCAUUUUCAAGGAUCUGCUGGCCAAACAUGAGCUAGAUUCACGCUAUCAACAGCGGGGACAACUCUCACGCAUAGCUCUGCUCUAUGUGCCAUGGCUAGGAAUUGUCAUGGACAAUUUGCAUCGCAUCGAUGAUCUGUCCGAAUCGGGCGGAGCUGCUUCCACGCCCAAUGGACAUGUCUAUGCAGACUCUGCAUCGUAUACCAAACGUUUGAGUUGUUCCAGCAGUUAUGUCUUCAGUAAGGAUUCAUCCACAUUUGGUUCUCUCACCUCGACGCCGAGAUCAAAGAAUCGUUUGACUAGUCCCUAUCGGACUUCGCUGCACAUGAAGGACAAUAACUAUUUGGCUGCCAUUGCGGGUCAGGCCAUAACCAAUGGCAUAUCAAAUUUAUCCCUCAAUUCCAACUCGGACUCCGGGCAUUCCCAAGACACAACGACCAUUGGCGCCUAUACAAAUGGUGGCGAAUCGGAUGUGGCUCUGCGAAAUGGGCACAAUCGCUCGGUUAGCGUCACCCAUGCUCAGGUUUUCUCACGCUGCGAUAAAUUCAGUGCUGGCGAGAGCAAGGACUUACUGCUCGGCUUCCUGUUUAUCGUUAAACACUUGUCUCAGGAUCAAAUGGUGGGCUGGUGGCAGAAUUGCAAUGAAACGGAAACUCUGCAAUUUCUCUCCAUUCUGGAUCUGUGUCUCUUGCAAUUCCGUUAUGUGGGCAAAAAGAAUGUGUCACUUACGCCGGAUGCUCGUUUGGGCAGAUCCGCCAAAGCUAAUACUUUGCCAGCUCGCACUGCUCCUCCCUGCGCGGAGAACGGUCAGGAACAGACAAAUGGUCUGGGAGGAGGCACUCUGAAUCAAACUAGAGAGAAUCUACUGGAGGAUAUGGACAUUUUGGCUAAAAGUCAAUUGGCCUUAUAUGAAUCCAAUUUGGCCACUGAGGUGGGCAUGAUAAUUUUAGAUUGCCUGGGCAUGUAUGUCCUGCAAUUUCGUCAACUUCUCACGGAUAGCCUUGUCCUGCCCAAGUUGGCUCGUGUAUAUUUGCGUUUCCUGCAACUGGGACAAUCCGAGAGAUUGUCAAAACACGUAUUCGCCGCUUUGAGAGCCUUCAUCAACAACUAUGCCGUGGCUCUGUUCAAGGGAAAUGCCAUGUUAUGUGGCCAAAUGGUCUACGAGUUACUCAAAGCCUGCGACAGUCGCCUGGUGGACAUUCGCCAUGAGUCCUGCGCCGUCUUGUAUUUGCUUAUGCGCAGCAAUUUUGAAUUUAGUGGGCGCAAAGCCCUCACCCGCGUCCAUUUGCAGGUUAUCAUUUCGGUCUCGCAAAUGAUUGGCAACGUUAUUGGCCUCAAUAAUGCCCGAUUCCAGGAGAGUUUGUCGAUAAUCAACAGUUAUGCCAAUAGUGAUAAGGCCAUGAAGGGCACAGGAUUCCCACUGGAGGUCAAGGAUCUCACUAGGCGAGUGCGCACGGUGCUAAUGGCUACCGCUCAAAUGCAAGCCCAUCACAUGGAUCCGGAACGUUUGCUGGAAUUGCAAUAUUCACUAGCCAAUUCAUAUGCUUCCACUCCAGAGCUGCGUCACACCUGGCUAGUCACCAUGGCUCGAAAUCAUGAGCAGAAUGGCAAUCUGUCUGAGGCAGCCUGCUGUCAUCUUCAUAUUGCCGCCCUUAUGUGUGAAUAUCUACGCCUACGAGGCGGCUGCUCCCUCAACUGGUCUUCCACGGCUUUUAAGAAAAUAUCGCGUAAUAUUCCCCUAGACGAACAGGGUCUCAAAUUGGAUGCCGGUGCCCAGGACUCUCAGUAUACAGAGCAAAUGUUGCUGGAGCAAUUGAAACAAUGCGCCGACUUUUUAGAUCGUGCCGAACGCUUCGAGUGUUUGGGUGAACUGUAUAAGCUGAUUUUACCCAUCUACGAGAGGGCCAGAAACUUUAUUGAGUUGGCCCAUUGUUAUGAGCACUUGACCCAAGCCUACAACAAAAUCGUUGAAGUGAAUCGCUCCGGCAAACGAAUGCUCGGUCGUUUCUACCGCGUGGUCUUCUAUGGCAUGAUGUACUUUGAAGAGGAUCAUGCCAUUGAAUUUGUCUACAAGGAACCGAAACUCACCUCGCUAAGUGAAAUAUCCGAACGUCUGGCCAAGCAAUACAAAGAGAAAUUCGGCGCCGAUGUUGUUAAACUUAUAAUGGAUUCAUCGCCAGUAAAAGUUGAAGAACUGGAUGCCAAAUUGGCUUAUAUACAGGUGACUCAUGUCAUACCCUUCUUCUCCAAGGAUGAGUUGGAUCAGAGGCUCAAUGAAUUUGAGCAAAAUCACGAUGUGGAUACAUUUAUGUAUGAGACACCAUUCACCAAAUCGGGUGCAGCACGUGGCAAUGUGGAAGAUCAAUGGAAACGCAAAACCGUCAUUAAGACGCAAUAUUCAUUUCCUUAUGUAUUGAAGCGCAUUCCUGUUAAGUCGCGCGAAAUAAUCGAACUAAGUCCCAUUGAAGUGGCCAUAGAUGAAAUGCAAUCAAAGGUUUCAGAGCUGGAGGAGAUUAUCUUGCCGCCAGCCGAUGUGAAGAAGUUGCAACUACGUUUACAGGGUAGUGUGGCUGUGACAGUAAAUGCAGGUCCUUUGGCCUAUGCUCAUGCCUUCCUCGAUGCCAAGGUCAUCAAGAAUUUCUCAAUCGAUCGUGUUGGCGAUCUAAAAGAUGUUUUUCGCGAUUUCAUUGGGGUCUGUCACAAGGCUUUGUGUGUUAAUGAACGCAUGAUUUGUGCCGACCAAAAGGAAUAUCAUUUGGCUUUGAAGGAAAACUAUGAGAAAUUGUGCCAGGCCCUUAGUGAGUUACUUGACGAUGCAUCCUUCCAGCCGUUUAGCAACGACGAUGCCGACAGCAUAGCUCAACGUAAUAGCAUGGCCUUGUUUAAUGCUAUCAGUGGCGCCUCCAAUAACUCAAGAUUGUAUUUUGCAGAGCAAAAUACCAACAACUACCACUCCCACCCACACCACAUACCACAACACACACACACAACCAGUCUUAAGUGACCAGUUCCAAAUAAUAAACGAAAAACGAAAACCUGUUAAUUUGUAAAUCUUCUAAAAUAAACCUUAAUUACCAUAAUUAUUUAAUCUUUAAGACUUAAGAAACUUAUGGUAUAAUUAAUUGUUGUUAGAUUUUUAUGUUGCACAAUUUAUUUGAUUUUUAAUUUAAAUUUUUUUAUGAUUUAUUGAUUUAUACAUUUGAUUUUUAACUAAAUCAAAUCCUAACACUUACUUCCUGUGUGUCUUCUACUUUUUGUGAAACUUUAAUCAAAUUAUUUAGUUUUAAAUGUUAGUUAUCAAGAACUAUAAACUAUUUAGAGAUUUAAGUUACAAAACUUACCAAAGUAUUCGAUAUAUAACAGAACAUGAAUAUAUAUUUACAUGCAUUUUCUAGUGAAAUCCUAAACUAAAUAAAUGUUUGAAACAGAUAA